Messenger RNA from Morchella importuna, 2964 nucleotides. RefSeq lists its product as uncharacterized. NCBI's taxonomy places the organism in Eukaryota, Fungi, Ascomycota, Pezizomycetes, Pezizales, Morchellaceae. Gene Ontology annotation, molecular function: calcium ion binding; mannosyl-oligosaccharide 1,2-alpha-mannosidase activity. The transcript is spliced from 6 exons. The record is from RefSeq and is a predicted model, not a curated record. Gene Ontology annotation, cellular component: endoplasmic reticulum; membrane. Gene Ontology annotation, biological process: carbohydrate metabolic process; mannose trimming involved in glycoprotein ERAD pathway; endoplasmic reticulum mannose trimming. The coding region runs from base 1 to 2964 and encodes 987 amino acids.
AUGGCACCACCCCCGGCAUCACAUCUGAGAGCUCACAGCUCGCCGAAACCGAUGCUAUGGCCGCUCCUGGUGCUCCUGUGCGUGCUGCAGUGCGCUGGCGGCGCGCUUGCAAUGACGGCGUCCCAGAAGAUGGCGCUGCGUGAGGAGGCCCGCGCUAUGUUUAGACAUGGGUGGGAGAACUAUAUGCAGCGGGCUUUCCCGGAGGACGAAAUCAAGCCGAUAACGUGCACGCCCCACCACCGCGACCGCGAGGACCCAAAGAACAUUGGCCGCAACGACGCAAUGGGCGACUUCUCGCUGACGGCCGUCGACACGCUGAGCAGUCUUGCGGUGAUGGCGGCGAGCAAUGCCGAGGACGCGGAGCGCUUCUGGAGGACCACGGAGGAGAUUGUGAGGAUUUAUUGGUAUAAUGAGCCAAAGGAGUGUGAUGCGGGCGCCGGCGAGGACUGCGACGAGAAGACGAGCUCGUGGGGCCGCUUCCAGAACCGCAGUCGGGAGUCAAGGGGGUUUGAUAUCGAUGCGAAGGUCCAGAUAUUCGAGACCACGAUUCGGACGCUCGGGGGUCUACUCUCAGCCCACCAGUUCGCCGUGCGCUCGCUGCCAUCACUUCCGGAGAGUGUCCGCCCGCGCCGAAGAUACAACAACGAGCUGCUGUCGCUCGCGGAAGACUUGGGGUCCCGGCUGCUGCCCGCACUGACAGAGUCCCCGACGGGGCUGCCAUACCCGCGCAUCAACCUGCGCUACGGCCUGGCAAACAAGUCAAAGAACCCAAAGUACUACAAGUACCCGCGGCGCGCGCCGCACCCGCACCCCAUGCCCUGGUCGCCGCAGGGCGAGCACGAGAGCGAGAAGAACUGGAAGGUGCCCAAGAGCGCCACGCGCGAGAGCCCCUCGGAGGAGAUCACAGAGACGUGUACGGCGGGCGCCGGCUCGCUCGUGCUCGAGUUCACAGCGCUCUCGCGCCUCACCGGCGACCCGAAGUACGAGAAGGCGGCCAAGCGCGCGUUUGAGGCCGUGUGGGAGCGGCGCAGUGUGCUGGGCUUGUUUGGCGGAGGGGUCGACGCGGAGACAGGGCUGUGGAAUAGCCCUAUUGCGGGUAUUGGCGCGGGGAUGGAUAGUUUCUUUGAGUAUGCGCAGAAGGCGUUUGUACUCUUUGCACGCGGAGGAGAGAAGGGAGAGGAUGCGUGGUUCUGGAACGUGUGGGAGGAGAGUAGUGCCGCGGUGGCGGCACAUAUGAAGAUGGAUACGCCGGCGGACUGGUGGGGAAUGUGCAUCUGGCUACGGGCGCGAACAUCAUGGGUGGAGGAGGCGGUGAAGAGUAAUCUCUUCUACACGGCGCUAUGGAGCAGGUUCUCGGCGCUGCCGGAGAGGUGGAAUGUCAGGACUGGCACGGUGGAGGGCGGGCUUGGGUGGUAUCCGGGGAGGCCGGAGUUUAUCGAGAGCACGUAUUUGCUGUAUCGCGCGACGAAGGAUCCGUGGUAUCUGCAUGUGGGGGAGAUGAUCAUGAGGGAUCUGAAGAGACGGUGCUGGAGUAAGUGUGGGUGGGCGGGGCUGCAGGAUGUUAGGACGGGCGAGAAGCAGGACCGCAUGGAGAGCUUUUGGCUGGGCGAGACUUGGAGUUAUCUGUUUUUGCUGUUUGAUGAAGAUCACCCGCUGCAUAAAGGCGAUGAUCCGUGGGUGUUUACCACCGAGGGCCAUCCGCUCAUCUUUCCAAAGUCGUCUGCGCCGCCUACUAAUAAACCGGCGGUGUAUAAACCUUUGCCGUCAUCGCUAUCAUUGACAUGCGAGAACCCCCGGCGUGGUGAUAUCUCAUUCUUUUCGCCCACUGCGUCUCGUCCGGACACAUUCCAUGCUGCGCAGUUUACCCGUCUGCACUUGUUGCCCAAAACCCCGCCGCUUGGCCUGUCUCCUUUGCAGCCGUCGGAUCUUGAUAUACAUGCUGAGAACUCCUACUUUUGGUCACCCACGAACUCAACCUUUUACCCAUGGACUCUCCCGCCGCACCUAAUCCACCCGGACUCCGUCUGCGCACCCCUCCCAGGCCGCGAGUCCUUCGAGCUCAUUUUCCCCUCUGCCUCCUCCUCCGCCACCUCCGGCGACGGCACCGCCGGCAUCGUAAAGCGCGUCGUCAACGGCGUCAUGGUCACCGGCAGCAUCCGCGGCAUCCGCAUGGGCCUUCUCAAAGAGCCCGAUGACACCCUGCGCGUCACCAGUGUCGGCGGCACGUCCCUCGGCCGCGGCGAAGCGGUAUACCUCGAGCCCGGCCUCGUCGACAAGGGGACCAAGAACGACGCAAACUUCCAGGUUGCUGCGGACGACGAGUUUGUGGACCUGAUCAUUGAGGUGGAUGAUGAUGCUGAGGCGCCGGUGGAGGCGGAGGCGGGGGAGAUGGAGGGGCAUGGGUAUGGGUAUGGGUAUGGCGGGUAUGAGUUCCCGGAGCUGGAUAGUAGGAAUGCACCGCUGGUGGAUAAGGGUACGCUUGGGGAGCUGCUGGCGAAGCUGGGGCUAGAUCUACAGAUUAGUGAUCUGCUAGCCCUGGUGGGCGGAGAGUCGACGGCCGCGAUGGAGGAGCGCCAGAAGAAGACGCAUGUCAUUGACCCCAUUGCCGCAGCGUCAAAUAUCCCGAAGCCGCCCAAAAAGAAGCACAAGACCAUCCCCGCCGUCAUGGCGACUGGCCUGAGUGCCUACACACCGCCGGAUAAGCCCUUUGCGCCAGCAUCAUCACCGGUUUCUUCAGGCUCAGCGAACCCGCGACAGCUGGCAUUCACGAAUAUCUACUUCUCGCCCGGGACGGGGUGUGUGCCUGACCCGCUGCUGCCGGCGAAUGCGCAGAUUGUGUUUGUACGGCGGGGCGGGUGCACGUUCUCGCAGAAGGUGCGUAAUGUGCCGGAUGUGCGGGCGGUGAAGCUGUUGGUUAUUGUGGAUGCGGAUGCGGAUGUGGGGCAGGGGGGGAGGAAGAGCUGA